UUCGCACCAACAGUAGGUGGCGGGGUGAAAAAAAAAGAUGUGGUGUGAAUCUGGCUCGCGGGUAAGACCGGGGAGGCAGCUCGUGUGAUGCUGCUGCUGUUGCGACACCAACAAGAGACGUGGUGCAGCAGGCACUAAAAGAGGAGGAAGGCGGUGUAGGUUUAUAGGAGGAGAAGGACCAGACAGACUACUACAACACCGCCUGAUGGGGAACCGUUAAUCGAGAGUGAGAGUGUGUGAGAGAGAGAGAGAGAGAGAGAGAGAGAGAGAGAGAGAGAGCCAGCAGCGCAGAAGAAGGAGAAGGAGGGGACGUAACAAGACACGCUCGGGUAUUAGGUGAUUAGGUGAUAGGACCCUUGGAUCGUCCGGCUUCAACACUGCACACGGAGUCCACCAGCAAAACAAAAAAAAAGAAGAAACCUCGGUGGUGAUGAAUCAGCAUUCAGUGAGCCGGACGUCAAUCAUGGCAAGACUCGCCUUCCCCGUCCUGCUCCUGCUUGGAUUCCAAAAGAGUAGGUUCUGCCUGGCCUUGGAUGCGGCGGCCAACGACAGCACUGUUUUCACCCGGAUCCUGGAUGGGCUGCUGGACAAUUACGACUACAGGCUCCGCCCAGGGCUUGGAGAAAAUGUCACCGAGAUCAAGACGAAUAUUUUUGUGACCAGCUUUGGGCCGGUAUCCGACACAGAGAUGGAAUACACCAUAGACGUGUUCUUCCGUCAGAGCUGGAAGGACGAGCGGCUGUGCUUCAAAGGGCCGAUGGAGAUGCUGCCGCUGAACAACCUGCUGGCGAGCAAAAUCUGGACCCCGGACACCUUCUUCCUCAACGGCAAGAAGUCGAUAGCUCACAACAUGACGACGCCCAACAAGCUGCUGAGGCUGCAGGACGACGGCACGUUGCUUUACACCAUGAGGCUGACCAUAUCUGCAGAAUGCCCCAUGCAGCUGGAGGAUUUCCCCAUGGACGCACAUGCCUGCCCUCUCAAGUUUGGCAGCUAUGCCUACCCGGUGUCAGAAGUGGUCUACACUUGGACUAAGGGAGCGGCUACAUCCGUGGUGGUGGCCGAGGACGGCUCCAGACUCAAUCAGUACCAUCUUAUCGGGCAAACCGCCGGGACAGAGGACAUACACACGAGCAGAGGACAGUACACAGUGAUGAUGGCCCACUUCUACCUGAAGAGGAAGAUUGGAUAUUUUGUCAUCCAGACGUACAUGCCCUGUUUCAUGACUGUAAUCCUGUCCCAGGUGUCAUUCUGGCUAAACAGAGAAUCUGUUCCUGCUCGGACCGUCUUUGGGGUGACCACCGUACUGACCAUGACCACUCUCAGCAUCAGCGCCAGGAACUCGCUCCCCAAAGUGGCCUACGCCACAGCCAUGGAUUGGUUCAUUGCCGUCUGUUAUGCAUUCGUCUUUUCCGCCCUCAUUGAGUUCGCAACAGUGAACUACUUCACCAAAAGGAGCUGGGCCUGGGACGGCAAGAAGGCUAUGGAAGCGCAGCACCCAAAGAAACGAGACCCCUUGGUGCUGUCCAAGAAGCCCAACAACGUCUGCUCGGCCGGCGUCAACUACACCCCCAACCUCACCAAGGACGUGUCCGUCUCCACCAUCUCCAACACGGCGUCGGUCCAACUCCGUGCCGCCGCCGAGACCAAGGUGCCAGACGCCAAGAAGACCUACAACAGCGUCAGCAAGAUAGACAAGAUGUCGCGGAUAGUGUUCCCUGUCCUCUUUGGAACCUUCAACCUCGUCUACUGGGCCACGUACCUAAACAGAGAAUCGGUGGUGGUGAAGGGAGUGGUCACCUCUACAUAAUUUUGUGUGUCUGUUUCUGCAUUAACAAACUGCGCUUGAGGAAGAGAAACAAAACUAUACCCAGCUAGCGAAUUCAAGCGCUUUAAAUGCAAGUUUGCAACUAUAUCCAUUUCCUGAUUUUCAUUGCCCUAAAAACAAACCAAGACUUUCUUUGUCAACAAGAGAGUGAGUGCUUUGUUUCUUUCUCACCUCCCCUGCUGCAGUUUUGCAUGAUGCUCUCCUUAAAUGGAGACAGUAGACUCCUCUUUGUCUGGAAUAUUGACAAUAUUUAUUCCAAUCACUGCUUCAUGUAUGUGAGAACACUCCAUUCUUACCACUUUGGGGAGGGUUUUACAUUAAAAAUUCAAACAAUGGAGGCAUUUUGAGCGAUUUCCCCCUUCAUUAAAAAAUGCUUAAUUUCCCUUUCAUGGACGCUUGAAAUGCAAUGAGCUUAUGAGAUUGUAACACUGAAGUGCAAUAAGGCAUGCAUUUACUUAAAGAGAGAAAUUGCACGGGAUUCCACACUUUGAAUAUUGGUGCUACAAUUUGGUUGUAUUUCUCUCUUUAAGCCUUUGCAAGUUCUUCUGCAGAGGGUGCUAUCGGUCUCUUGGUGGAGAUUCAAAGCCUUCUGCUUCAGGCUUGAUUUCCCCAAAAUCUCUUUGGCAGUCAAAAGCAUCGACGCAACCAGAAGGUUUAAUAUAUAUGUAUUGAAAAUAAUCAUUUCAGGCAUCCGGGACGUUUUAAUGAAGCGAUGCCUCAUUACUUAUAUAGAAAAAAAAAAAAGUCAUCAAGUAGUCGUCGAGGCAGCUCGUCAGUGAGAACGUUGGGAAAACGUCUUCAGCCCACAUGCACAGGACAGCUACUGUAGCUCUUUGGCAAGAAUUUCAAAUUCAGGAUGCAAUAUCCUAUGCUCGAACUGAAUUUUGGAGCCGGAGCCACUUAGCUAAUAAUAUAAACAGCUGAGAGACCGGGUGAAAUGCAGGAGCUGGGGACCUAAAGUGUAGCUAACACAGCUACUUUGACCCCCAUUCAAACUAACAAUAAGAAGAGGUUUCAACAAGCUGAUUCCUUGUGAAUUUUGGGUACUUUAAGGGGCGUUUCCAUUCAUAUAAGUACUGUACUCGACGAUCUUUAGAGUGGUUCAUCUACCGAGGACUACAAUCUACUCCCUGACAAUGUACUUUGUGGUUGUCCCGGCAACUGGACUCCCAUCAGCGAAUUCUAACCCAUGGCCAAACUAUCUGUGAAAAAAAUUAAUAAAACAACAAAAACACUCAUAAUGUAGGGACGAGGAUUAGGG
Messenger RNA from Labrus bergylta (ballan wrasse), 3089 nucleotides. Its product is annotated as gamma-aminobutyric acid receptor subunit alpha-5. NCBI's taxonomy places the organism in Eukaryota, Metazoa, Chordata, Actinopteri, Labriformes, Labridae. Gene Ontology annotation, biological process: nervous system process; chloride transmembrane transport; signal transduction. Gene Ontology annotation, cellular component: plasma membrane; GABA-A receptor complex; dendrite membrane. The record is from RefSeq and is a predicted model, not a curated record. Gene Ontology annotation, molecular function: GABA-A receptor activity; GABA-gated chloride ion channel activity; inhibitory extracellular ligand-gated monoatomic ion channel activity.